Molecule: messenger RNA, 2032 nt
Organism: Danaus plexippus (monarch butterfly)
Lineage: Eukaryota; Metazoa; Arthropoda; Insecta; Lepidoptera; Nymphalidae
Exons: 6
Coding region: 279-1562 (427 amino acids)
Source: RefSeq, a predicted model, not a curated record
CUAUAACCGCCGCGUGCGCCGAACAGCGUGGUCGCUCUCGUGCAGCGAUUGUUAAAUUAUUGAAGUGAUUCGAUUAACAUUCGAGGUAAAAGUGCGUGUUAGUUCUGAUAAUUUCGAACCUGUAUACGGUCUGAUACUGCAAAACAAAUCACACUAGCUCAUUAAGUGUACUAUUCAGGCUAUGUCCAGAGAAGAUAUACAUCUUUAUAGUGAUUAAAAUUAAGAAAUUCCAACGCGUCUACAGGAAAUGUAACUCGUUGGACUCCGCUAUGUAACUGAUGAUUUCAACAAUGUUGCUCAAUAUCUGCAAGUCCUGUCAAUAUUGCCUGGAGUCAUUGUAUUGGACGUGUUGCGAGGAGAGGUUCUGUUUUGACAAAAAGAUUGCUACUUACACUCUAGAAGACGAUAAACCUUCAAACGGCUACGCUAAUAUGGGAGCCAGUUUGGACAGCGUGGUGACGUCACAGCCCAUCAAUAACAACCACCUCCCCCAGAGAAUGGUUACUGGGAGAGAAGUCAAUGAACUGCCACUACACGCUGAUAAACUGUAUGAGGUUUUCUCUAAAUCACUUAUAUUCAGAGACGAACACGAAUUAAAAAAAGGCAGUACGGAGUCGCUAGACGAGUUGGAAACUAAGUCGGAACCGGAUUAUCUCUCAGAUAAACCGAACAGAACGAAAGUAUAUUUCGAAGAUGAAGUUGACUCUCCCGUUACCGAUUUCGAAAUUAUGUUCAAGGACGAACUUCUAGCAAAUUACGACAUGUUCAAGAUAGAAGAGGAGGAAGAAGAGAGAAGCCCCGAAGAAGAAGGGCUUACAAUGAAUGUGGCGGUGAAGAAACAGGACGUUGUCAAACCCAGCACCGUGACUAUCAAGGGGGAGAGAAAAAUAACCUCUCCGCACACCAUAUACGAGUAUGACCCGAUAUCAGCAUUGGUCGUCCCGUCUAAUCUGACACUGCCGAAAAUAGAAAGCGUCAAGAGCAUACUGAGGACUAAUAGCGCAAGGACGUUAGAAAGGGUAGAGAGCCACGGAAAACUAAUGAAACCGAUGCUCAAUAGAGUUGAAAGUCUGAAGAAUAUAGACCCGAAUAAAAUCAAUAAAGUACUAGCGAGAGUUCCUCAUAGAAGCGCGUCUUUUCUGAAUAUACCAGCGCAUCUGGCGCCAGAGAAACCUCCGUUGACUAAAAGCAAAUCCACAGUAGGGGUGCCGAGUUUAGCUGACAGCGAACUGAAACUCAGCUCACUACCAGACACGCCUAUCAUUAAAAGCAAUAAUUUACCAAGAUUCUUCGCUGACAGCCCGUCCCUAACCGAAUACAAAGGGGAAACGAGCCUGCAGAGUAUAAAACAACAAUCGGCCAUGCUGCUACAGAACGAUUUCAGCAUGCCCAGAUACUACGGGAUGUCGAAAUCUGUUGAAAAUUUGGCAGUUCACGAGAGCAAGUCCAUGCCGGAUCUGAGGAAUCCGGUCGCAACGGACAAAGUCAGCAAGAGAUUAGUGAAAUUAAGGAGUAGAUUAAAGCCUCUAGUUAUAAGGAAGAGUUCGGAGGAGAAGCUAUGAGAAUAGAAUUAAUUAAUCUAACACGAAGUGAUAACGUUUACAUGUGGAGUAAAAAAAAAAAAGAAAUUAAGUCUAUUUUUGCGACUUAUAUGAUUUAUUUAUUGACAUUUUGACAGAAACUACUUGACUGUCGACUGACGAAAAGAAAGAAAAACGUUACUAUAUUUAAGAAAAUAAAUAUAUACAGUGUAUUUAAAUAAUAUAAUAAUAGAUAUUAUACGCCUGUUAUGAAUCAGUAUUUGCUCAAACGAUGUACCUUUACUAUGUGAUCAAUAUGUGCUUAAUUGAACAACUAUGUCUAGUCACAAUAAUUUAAACUAUUUUAAGAUCACCCUUGACUAUUUUGAAUAAAACCAGUUUGUGCCAGUUUUGAGAAAUUAAAAAAAAAUUAUAUAAUAAUAUCGAUCUGUUUACUAUAAGUUUCGAUACAUAUAGAAUAACCAAUACAGAAAUAAAAUUUAACAGAAUUA